AGAGAGAGAGAGGACUCGAAUUUUCUUAAAUGCUUUCUCUGCGUGCAAGGCUAAGCCAACCUCAUCGAUCAUCCCGUACGGCAACCCCCAUCCCAUCAUUACUCUCUCUCUCUCUCUCUAUCUCUUUCUUUCUUGGGGAUCGCUUUAUUUAUAUAUACAGGGGUUGCCUCUAUUUCCUCACUUUGCAUGUCUGCCUAAGCCCUUUGCUCUCUUUCUCUCUCUCCUUCUUCUUCUUUCUCCGCCUCCAUCUCUCUCUCGUAUUCAGUGGUGUUUGAUUGAUAUUGCAUGGGAUGGAUCCUUCAAGUGGACAACACCAGGAGAUGUCUGGGCAUUCACUGGAAAACAUGUUGGUAUGCUCAAAAGGACAGAGUGAGAAGAAGCCAAGGCCUCAGCCAGAGCAAGCUCUGAAAUGCCCAAGAUGUGACUCCACCAACACCAAAUUCUGCUACUACAACAACUACAGCCUUUCUCAGCCAAGGUACUUCUGCAAAUCAUGCAGGAGGUACUGGACAAAAGGGGGAACACUGAGGAAUGUUCCGGUGGGUGGAGGGUGCAGGAAGAACAAGAGAUCAUCAUCAUCAUCAUCAUCAAAGAGGACACAAGAUCAACCACUCACACCCAACACCAACCCUCUGAUCAAUGGCCUCCCAUCCAUUGCUAGUUAUCAUGACUCCCCAAAUGACCUCAGCCUUGCAUUUGCUAGGCUCCAAAAACAGUCAUGUGGGCAGAUGGGGUUUGAUGAUCAACAUGAUUUUUCAGGCACCCAUUGUGAUUUUUCUUCAGCCCCUGCUGGCUUUCUUGAUGCUCUUAGGAGUGGGUAUCAUGAUCAUGGGCAGAGUAAUUUUCAGAAUUGGUAUUAUGGGUAUAAUGGUAAUAAUGGAAACAAUAUGGGAGAGGUGGAUAAUAAUAAUAAUAAUAAUGGUGGUGGAGAAAUGGUGAUGCCAUAUGAUCAUCAAGAUCAAAUGAGUAAUGCAGCAACAACAACAGCUGUGACAGUGACAACUAUGAAGCAAGAGUUGUGCAAUGGCAGAGAAAAUGAUCAGAACAGAGUUUUGUGGGGACUCCCUUGGCAGCAAUUCAAUGGGGAUGGAAACAAUAUGGGUGAGAUUGAUUCUGGAAGAGAAAGCUGGAAUGGGCUUGCUCCUUCUUGGCAUGGGCUUCUCAAUAGCCCUCUGAUGUAGACAUGGAAGUUCUCAAGAAGUCAUAGAAUUUCCUCUCUUUAUUAGACUCAAAUAUCAGUUUUAGUGUUUUUGGGUUUUGUUAGGAGAGAUUUGAUUCACCUGAAUCAUCUCUAUUUUUCUUUUUCAGUUCUUUUUUUUUUCUUCCUUUUGGGUUUCCUUUUAUUGGUCGAUAAGCUAAUGAAAUUUCAGAUUUGUUUGCUAACCAAGUCAAGAAUCUUGCAUAGGUUGAACAAUGAAAGAAAACAGUUUCUAAAUUGGUGAAAAGAGAGAGAGAGAGAGAGAGAGAGAGAGAGUGAGAGUGAUGUUUCAUGUUUUCUGCAGUCUGAUCUCUGAACUGUCUCUGAAGUCUUAAAAGGUUAAUGUUGCAGGACUUUGGAUUUUAAAUGAGUGG
Molecule: messenger RNA, 1572 nt
Organism: Corylus avellana
Lineage: Eukaryota; Viridiplantae; Streptophyta; Magnoliopsida; Fagales; Betulaceae
Product: dof zinc finger protein DOF2.1
Biological process (GO): regulation of DNA-templated transcription
Molecular function (GO): DNA binding; DNA-binding transcription factor activity
Source: RefSeq, a predicted model, not a curated record